UCUCAACACUACUCAGCACUACCUAACCCUACUCAACACUACCUAAUCCUACACAACCCUUUCCAACCCUACCCCACCCUACCCAACCCUUUCCAACCCUACCCAACCCUUUCCAACCCAUCUCAAAACUAUCCAACCCUAACAAACCCUACCCAACACUACCAAACCCUACCCAAGCCUAUCCAACUCUUUCCAACCUACGCAACACUACCCAACCCUUUCCAACCUUGCCCAACCCUUUCCAACCCUACCCAUCUCAAUGUUACCAAACUCUACACAAACCUACCCAACCAUUUCCAACCCUACUCAUCCCUUUCCAACCCUACCUAGCCCUACUAAACCUUACUCAACAUUACCAAACCCUUUCCAACCUUGCCCAACCCUUUCCAACCCUACCCAAACCUACCCAACCAUUUCCAACCCUACCCAUCCCUUUCCAACCCUACCUAGCCCUACCCAAUCCAACCCAACCCUUUCCAACCCAUCUCAAACAGUCCUACCCAGCCCUUUCCAACCCUACCCAACCCUUUCCAGCCCAUCUCAAUACAACCCAACCCUAACAAACCCUACCCAACACUACCAAACCCUACUCAAGCCUACCCAACCCUUUCCAACCCUACUUAACUCUACCAAACCCUGUCCAGCCCUUUCCAACCCAACCCUACCCUGCCCAACCCUUUCCAUCCCUACCCUACCCUACCCUACCAAACCCUUUCCAGCCCUACCUAACCUUUUCCAACCCUAUUCAAAACUACCCAACCCUACACAGUCCUACACAGCCCUUUCCAACCCUACCCAACCCUUUCCAGCCCAUCUCAAUACUACCCAACCCUAACAAACCCUACCCAACAAUACCAAACCCUACUCAAGCCUACCCAACCCUUUCCAACCCUACUUAACUCUACCAAACCCUGUCCAGCCCUUUCCAACCCAACCCUACCCUGCCCAACCCUUUCCAUCCCUACCCUACCCUACCCUACCAAACCCUUUCCAGCCCUACCUAACCUUUUCCAACCCUAUUCAAAACUACCCAACCCUACACAGUCCUACACAGCCCUUUCCAACCCUACCCAACCCUUUCCAGCCCAUCUCAAUACUACCCAACCCUAACAAAC
Molecule: messenger RNA, 1115 nt
Organism: Rhopilema esculentum
Lineage: Eukaryota; Metazoa; Cnidaria; Scyphozoa; Rhizostomeae; Rhizostomatidae
Source: RefSeq, a predicted model, not a curated record